Molecule: messenger RNA, 2259 nt
Organism: Clonostachys solani
Lineage: Eukaryota; Fungi; Ascomycota; Sordariomycetes; Hypocreales; Bionectriaceae
Source: the annotation of a GenBank genome assembly
AUGGCUGCCCUGGAGGAAAACCUCAUCAAGCCCGUCAAGCCCGGUCUGCCCCCUCCUCCCUCCGCCGACUUUUUUCAGCCGGCCCAAUGGGAGGUUCUCUAUAGUCUACUCGACGCAGUUCUGCCUGCAGUUGCGCCCGUGUCCGUGGCACCAAGGCAGGAGACGGAUGGCAAAUUGGGGGCCAUUAUCGUGCCUAAAGAUGAGUUCGAGAGCAUCAUUGACAAGGCGGCGGGAUCCAACACGGAGCCGCCCUCGCGUGACUCUCUCGAGGACUUCUUUUCUCGGAACAUAACCGAAGAUGCUCGGGUUCGAGAGGACUGUCUGCGGAUGAUCGCAGUGAGCGCUCGAAAGGAGGCGUUGGCAAAGCUCCUGUCGUUCAUGAAUACAUAUAUCGGCAGCAGGCUUUUGACGGGAUAUUGGGGACCCAUCACGACUCAACCAAGCCAUGUUAGACAGGCCAUCCUCCAGUCGUGGGUAACCUCACGCUGGCCUACCAUGAGAAGCCUGGGCAAGUCCAUUACGAGCAUCGCCCUCAAGUCGGUGACGACGAGCAGCAGCAUGCUGCACCAACUGUCGGGCUACAGCGACGUGCCGCGGGACUGGAAGGCCACGGCAAGCUACGACUUCAAGUUCGUCCAGCCCGGGGAGGGCGCGGACGUCUACACGAUCAGGACGGACGUCGUCGUCGUCGGGUCCGGCUGCGGCGGCGCCGUGUGCGCCAUGAACCUCGCCGAGGCGGGCCACGGCGUGCUGGUCGUCGACAAGGGGUACAACUUCCCGGCCUCCCACCUGCCCAUGUCGCAGGACGAGGGCACCCACCACCUCUUCGAGAACGCGGGCAUCGUCAUGGCGGAGAACGGCGGGCUCGGGGCGAUCGCGGGGUCCAACUGGGGAGGGGGCGGGACCGUCAACUGGAGCGUGUGCCUGAAGCUCGAGGAUCGGGUGCGCGGGGAGUGGGCGGGCCGCGGCCUGCCGUUCUUCUCCUCGCCCGAGUACGACGAGUGCGUCGACCGCGUGUGGGAGUUCGCGGGGGCGUCGACGGGCGGGAUCCGUCACAGCCACAGCAACAGGGUGCUGCUGGGCGGAGCGAGGAAGCUGGGGUGGGCGGCGGCCGAGGCGCCGCAGAACACCGCGGGAAAGGUGCACGACUGUGGGCAGUGCCUCCUAGGAUGCGGAUCGGGUGGGAAGAGGGGACCGACGGUGAGCUGGCUGCCUGCGGCUGGGGAGGCGGGCGCGCAGUUCAUGGAGGGCUUCCAGGUGGACAAGGUUCUGUUCGAUGAGGAGGGCAACAGGGCGGUUGGCGUGGAAGGAUUGUGGACGUCGAGGGGUGCCAACGGCCGUCUGGAUGUGCCAGAGAGUGAGAGGGUCCAAAGAAAGGUGCGGGUUGAGGCCAAGAAGGUCAUUAUUGCUGCUGGAAGCUUCAGAAGCCCGGUGAUCUUGAUGGCCAGUGGGAUCGAGAACCCGCAACUCGGCAAGAACCUCCAUUUGCACCCAAGUAACGUCGUCACCGCGACGUUUGGGCACGAUACUGAUCCUAACGGGGGCGGGAUCAUCACGAGCUGCUGUUCCGAGUUUGACAACCAAGAUGGCAAGGGCCACGGCGUAAAGCUGGAACCUACAUGCAUGGUGCCUUAUACCUGCCUGACAAUGUUCCCCUGGAGGAAUGGGGUCGACACCAAGCUUAUGCUGCUGAGGUAUCGGCGCCUCAACUCCUUCAUCGCCAUCACUCGAGACAGAGACUCGGGGGAGAUCCGGCGCGAUCCCGCAACGGGCAGGCCGCUUGUCGACUACACGGUCUCCGAGUUCGACCAGAAACACGCAGAGGAAGGCGUGGUUGCCCUGACGAAGAUCCUGUACGUGUCCGGUGCGGACGAGAUCCAACCUUACUAUCCCAACCUCGAGCCCUUCGUCAGGACGAAGAAGAGCCGGGUUGUGGAAGACACGGACGCCCAGGAUCAAACCGAGGAUCCUGAGAAGACGGACCCGGCGUUUGCGGAGUGGCUGCGGGAGCUGCGCGCGAAGGGCAACAGACCUCCGUCCGGGCAGUGGUCCGCGGCGCACCAGAUGGGCUCGUGCCGGAUGGGAGCCUCGCCAGAGGAGGGCGUCGUGGAUGAGAGGGGGAAGGUCUGGGGGAGGGAGGGGCUGUACGUGGCGGACUCGAGCGUGUUCCCGAGUGCGAGUGGUGUCAACCCGAUGAUUACGAUCCAGGCGAUUGCAGAUUGGAUAUCGAGGGGUGUGGAUAAGGAGCUGAGAGGAUGA